Molecule: messenger RNA, 159 nt
Organism: Podarcis lilfordi (Lilford's wall lizard)
Lineage: Eukaryota; Metazoa; Chordata; Lepidosauria; Squamata; Lacertidae
Source: the annotation of a GenBank genome assembly
AUGGAGGAGGAGGAGGAGGAAGAAGAAGAGGAAGAGGAAGAAGAAGAGGAAGAGGAAGAAGAAGAGGAAGAAGAAGAAGAAGAAGAAGAAGAAGAAGAAGAAGAAGUUGUUGUUGUUGUUGUUGUUGUUGUUGUUUGGGUAUUGUUUGCUGUUAAAUGA